AUGACAGCACCACCCCAGUUCAUUGACCUCAGCCGUCAUCUGUCGCCCGAGACGUUAGCACGCAAGGUUAACCCGUUGAAGGACAUCAUCCGCGUGGUUACAAACAACCCGCAACUCAUCUCCUUGGCUAAUGGAGACCCGCACCAUUCGCUCUACCCGAUCCGCCGCAUCGACUAUGAAGUCGCCUCAGCCGCUUCCGACGACCCAGUCGGGCAGUGGAAAGCACUCGGCUCUUCAGCGGCUACCCAAGUUCUGAGCACGUCCAAGGACGACGAGUCGAGACGUCUCCUCAACAGCGCGCUCGCGUACGGACACGGCGCGGGCCUCUCAGACGCACUUCGGAUCGUAACAGAGAUCAACAACAAGUACCACACCGCCCCGCACCAUGUCCCCACCAUGACACUCGGCAACGCGGAUGCGAUCACCAAGUGCCUCCGGAUGCUCGCCACGCCUGGAGACUCAUUUUUGGCGGACGAGUUCACCUUUGCGCCUAUGCCGAUGGCAGCAGAGGCGCACGGCGUCAACUGGGUGCCGGUCAGAAUUGACUCGGGCGGGCUUGUACCUGAAGAGCUCGAACGCAUUCUCGCGAACUGGAACCCGGAGCGCGGGCGUAGGCCUCAUGUCUUGUACACAACGCCAUGCGGACAGAACCCGACUGGAUCCACGCUGAGCCUAGAGAGGCGCAAACAGAUAUACGACAUCGCCCAACGCUACGAUAUCAUCAUCAUAGAGGAUGACCCUUACUACUUCCUUCAAUACGACGCGCCCGGGUCUGAGCCCGCACACAUGACGAAGGAUUUUGCAACAUCUCUGUUGUCCAUGGACGUCGACGGGCGAGUGAUACGCAUCGACAGCUUCAGCAAAAUCAUGGCCCCAGGCAUGCGCCUCGGCUGGAUCACCAGCCACCCGGACUUCUACACGCACCUCGUCAAGUUCAUCGACCUCUCCACGCAGAACCCGCACGGCUUCGGGCAGAUCCUCAUCGUCGAGCUGCUCGGCCCGCACGGCUGGCAGCUCGCCGGGUUCGACCGCUGGGUGCGCAGCCUGUGCGCGGACUACCAGCGCCGGCGCGACUUCCUCCUCGCGCUGUUCGAGCGCGACGUCGCGAGCACCGGCUUCGCAAGCGCGGACGUGCCCGAGGCGGGCAUGUUCAUUUGGGUGCGCGUGGACGUCGAGAAGCACCCGCGGUUCGUGCGCGCGGCGGAGGAUAAGACGGGCGCGGGCGUCGCGAAGACGAACACGGGCGCGUUAAUGACGGAGCUCUUCGAUGCGUGUAUCGCGAGUGGGCUGGUCAUUUGUCCUUCGUCCGUGUUCAUCCUGCCUGCGGACCCGCGGUACGACGACGUAUCCGAGCCUAUCGAUGAUCGCUCGAACUUCAUAAGGGUGACGUUCGCGGGCGCCGAGGAGACGAUGGCGGCCGGCAUUCCUAUCCUUGGGCGCGUGCUGAAAGAGUUCUUCGCUGGCAGUUCGCUUGCGAAGUAA
Molecule: messenger RNA, 1482 nt
Organism: Trametes versicolor FP-101664 SS1
Lineage: Eukaryota; Fungi; Basidiomycota; Agaricomycetes; Polyporales; Polyporaceae
Product: L-tyrosine:2-oxoglutarate aminotransferase
Exons: 6
Coding region: 1-1482 (493 amino acids)
Biological process (GO): L-tyrosine biosynthetic process; aromatic amino acid catabolic process
Molecular function (GO): pyridoxal phosphate binding; L-2-aminoadipate:2-oxoglutarate transaminase activity; aromatic-amino-acid:2-oxoglutarate transaminase activity
Source: RefSeq, a predicted model, not a curated record